Rotaria sordida is the source of this 363-nucleotide messenger RNA. Lineage: Eukaryota; Metazoa; Rotifera; Eurotatoria; Philodinida; Philodinidae. The record is from the annotation of a GenBank genome assembly.
AUUAUUUAAUUAUUUUAUUUUAUUUUAGCUGCAACCGGUGCAGGUGUACAAGAAUUAUUCGAUAGUUUAUUUUCGUCAUUGAUUGAUACAAAUGAAAAUGGUGGUAUUCCACCAACUAAUAAUUUACCAAAUAUAAAUUUUACUAUUGAACAAGUCGAAGCAAUUAAUCGUUUACGAAAUAAUAAAGACAAUUUUGAACGAUUAGGUUUAAGACAUAAUUGUUCAAAAGAAGAUGUUUUAGCAGCUUAUAAACGGUUAGCUAAAUUAUUACAUCCAGAUAAAAGUGAUGCACCUGGAAGUGAAGAUGCAUUUAAGUUAUUACUUAAUGCUAAAACAGAAUUAUUAAAUCGAUUUGACAAAUAA